AUGUGUUGGUCGAAGAAAGAAAAGCUGUCAGUAGCAACUCGAGCUCCUGUCCAGCAGUACAAUGAAAAAGUCACUCCUGAAAAUCAGACUAGAAGUAAAAAAAAAGAUGAUAAGGGAACAAAAAGUGAAACGAAAGGAUUGAAGGAAAAUGGACAUAUGAAGAAGAUUAGUGAACCGGAGAAAACUCCCAGUGAAUCGGAAAAGAAAUCAGGUGAGAAAGAAAACAGUGAGAAAGAAAAGGAAGGCAAAGAUAAAAAAGAAGCAGAGGAUGAAAAAAGAAGUGAUAAUGAAAAGAAGGAAAAUGAUAAGGAAAACGAUGAGAAAGUCUCACAGAAGAAGAAAUUAGUGAUAAAGGUGCCAACAGCAGUUAAAAAAGCCGAUGCUGAAGAUCCGCAGUAUCAGACACUUGCUGGCUUAAAUGAUGAUUUAUUUGGUACGACAAAUUUGGAUAAACCAAAAAAGAAGCUGGUUAUAAAAGCACCAAUCGGUUUUAAAAAGGCAAAAUCAGAAGAUCCACAAUAUCAGGUGGUAUAA
Molecule: messenger RNA, 534 nt
Organism: Cercopithifilaria johnstoni
Lineage: Eukaryota; Metazoa; Nematoda; Chromadorea; Rhabditida; Onchocercidae
Source: the annotation of a GenBank genome assembly